Molecule: messenger RNA, 1539 nt
Organism: Truncatella angustata
Lineage: Eukaryota; Fungi; Ascomycota; Sordariomycetes; Amphisphaeriales; Sporocadaceae
Product: chaperonin 10-like protein
Exons: 7
Coding region: 315-1373 (352 amino acids)
Molecular function (GO): zinc ion binding; oxidoreductase activity
Source: RefSeq, a predicted model, not a curated record
UGACGGAUUACGCCAGAAGUACCUCUAGGUACAUACACCCACUGCAUGCAGACUUCUGAGAAGAAGGCGGCAGCUCCGCCUUGCUUAUUGUAUGCAUGUAUUCACACGGCAUCUUGUACUAGGAUACAUCACUGCAGGAAAGAUGAAUCCGAUGCCGCCUUGGUUAUAGUUGGAAAAAGUCAUAUGAUGCUAACCUCUUGGCAGAAUACGUUAUUUCAGAGUCUAGCAUCAUCAUUACUUUCCAGGAUUCGACAUUAGCAAAUGGUUACUGCAUUUGUGAAAAUUCAUUGUAUCUGUCCUCCUUUACAGCCGCAAUGACUCUUCCACUCACUAUGAAAGCUGUCGUUUUCGACAGACCAUACAAAGUCUCUAUCCAAGACCGCCCGGUUCCUCGAGUUCAGGAUGAUGGAGAUAUUGUUGUCAAGGUAGAGGCUACUGCUAUCUGCGGCUCUGAUUUGCAUGUUUACCGUGGUCUCGAACGUACCACGUCUGGCACCAUAAUGGGUCACGAAUUCACGGGCAUCGUUGUCGAAGUCGGACCCAAAGUGCGGACGUUCAAGAUCGGUGAUAAAGUUGUCUCGCCGUUCACCGUAUCUUGCGGUGACUGCUUCUAUUGCAGGAAUGGUUGGACGUCCCGUUGUGUCGAUUGUCUGGUAUUUGGUUCCGAAAGGCUUGAUGGUGCCCAGGCCCAAUUUGUGCGCGUACCACUCGCUGAUAGCACCGCCUUCAAGGCUCCUGAAGGCAUCUCAAAUAAUGCACUGAUUUUGAUGGCAGAUGUAUUCCCAACUGGCUAUUUCGGCGUGAAGAGUGCCAUGGCUAUGUCCCCGAGCGUAGAUGGGUCUACUAUAGUGAUUAUUGGGUGCGGUCCUGUUGGGCUUUGUGCCAUUGUAUCCGCUCUUCACUUCCGACAGAGGAACAUAUUUGCCAUCGACGGCAUCGAGAGCCGGCUGAAGAUAGCCGAGAACCUUGGGGCUAUUCCGCUCAAUUUCAAGGACGGUUUGGCCAGCAUGCAAGAACGAGUUUGGCGGGUGACUGAAGGGCGCGGUGCCGACAUGGUAGUUGAGGUCGUUGGCAAGUCGCCAGCCCUGCGAACCGCCUAUGAGUUGGUGAGGCCAUUUGGUACCAUUAGCAGUAUUGGCGUGCAUAACGCCGAGAUACCUUGGUCGGGUGCUGAAGCCUAUGGCAAAAACUUGCGUGUGCAGAUGGGUCGCUGUCCCGUCCGACAUGUCUUCUCCGAAUGCCUUCCAGUAUUAGAACAAGUUCAAACUCAACUUGAAUUCAUGUUCGAUCAUAUACUACCGCUCUCCUCGGCAGUGGAAGGUUUUGCGGCUUUCGAUAGGAUGGAGGUGCAAAAGGUAGUAUUGAAGCCUUGAGUCUCAUCGUGCUACAUAUGUAUGGGAGGUAGAAAGGAAAUAGGCAUCCUAAGUCUUGACGUAGCCCACCGUUGGAAAUGCCUGGUCAGUUUGUUCCAUCAAUUCAUGACACAGCCUGGGCCCAGAGGGUUAGAGUUGGAACUUUAUAUGAAGUCUUAUAACCAUG